GUUAACAAGAUGGCGGCUGUGAAUGACAAUAUCUCUGAUCAGGAGUUACGAGCGAAAUUGAAGCAACAUGGAAUAUCUAUCGGGCCUAUAACGCCAUCAACAAAAUAUCUAUACAUCCGCAAGUUAAACAGAAAGAUAUCUGAGGAUGGACGCUCACCAGUUGAUAGUUCUGUGCGAUCCAGAAAAUCCAUUUCACCAAAGCCAACUCGUAGACGUGUAUCUGUUGGUAGACGGUCUGUUGACCCAACGCCAUCCCCAGGAGCAAGACUUACAGGCUUUUCCAGCGACGAAGAUGAUUCCGUUAAGGUGCCUUUAGCAACGAGGCAAAAACGCAAAUCUGACGGGUUCAAACGGAGUCCGAAAAAAGCGCUUUCACAAUCAAGUCCUCCGCGGCAUGACAAUAGCUCUAGUUAUGAUAGUUAUCAAAGACGAACGCAGUACGUCUCAACACCGAAUCCAAAGCCUCUUCAAAAUAGCGAAAAUGGGGUUGUUGGUGGAUAUUCAAAUGUUGAGCAAAAAAGCGAAAAUAAACGUUCCUUUGCUCGUUUAAAAAAUUUGUUUCUUAAAAAAACGAUGGACGAUAGCAAAAGAUAUUCAAAUACUCCCGUCCCACAAGCUCAAAUGGAAAUGCCUUGUGACCUAGAAGUUGAGGAAGAAGCUGAUGAAAAUGAUUAUCGUUGUCUUUGGUAUAUGUUAAUUUUCUUCACCCUUCUAACUUUGGCAAUAUUAUUUUUAUGGUAUUGGCAAGCCUUUGGAAUCAUGAAGAAAAAUGAAAAACUGAUGCUUUGUGGAAACUUGACAAAUGAAAAUGACAAGGCUACUGGUUGUCUGAGUGAGGUUGAUGUUAUAAAACAUCUUAUUGAAAAACUAAGUGUUGAUUUGGCAUAUUCUUUAGGUUGGUGUUAUAUGUGGUUAUUCUUCAAGUCCGGCCAUAAUGGGAAAGUGAAAUUGACCAAUUGGAUUAGUAAACAUUCAACAGCGGAAAAUAUAAAUGCUACAGUACUUUUAAGUAAGAUAAUGGAGUUUCCACAAUAUGGAAUAACGUGCUGUGAUGAAAAUGGAAUUGCAAAUAAAUCUACAGAUGGAAUUUGUGAGAAUUUAAUUUCUGAACUUGCUCUGAAACCCUUGAUGUGCAGAAUAAAGGAAGCAUUUUCUCGGGUUUUUUUUAUGCUGAUUUUCAUUUGCUGUGUCAUAGUUACCGCAAUCUGCAUUUACUUUGCUGUCAAAUGUCGGUGGAUGCGAAGAGAAAGGCAAACACGGCGAAUGUUUGAGCUUGUUGACAAAAUUUUAGAAGUGUUAAAAAACCAUCACAAUGAAUGUCAACAAAAUAAAGAACUAAGUCCUUACUUGGCGAUUCUUCACGUCCGAGAUAUGUUGAUCAAACCCUCUGAAAGGGAGGCUUUGAAAUCAGCUUGGGAUGAUGCUGUGAAGUUUCUUAGUGCGAAGGAAUCUCGUGUUCGUGUCGAGACUCAAAGAAUUGCUGGUGAAGAUUUUGAAGUAUGGCGUUUGUUACAUCACACUACUCCCGUGACUCCAUAUUCUUCUUCGGGCUCAAGUGCGAAACAAGGUAAAUGGUGGCAAGGAACAGCAUUUGAAAACUUUUCGACCGCUGUUAACCCUCCGUUGAUAAGUCCGACGCCAUGUUUGAAAAUAAGGAAUAUGUUUGAACCAGUCAUGGAAACUCGUGAAAGUUGGCAUGUGUUUAUUGAAGAUGCUAUUUUGGAAAAAUGCAUUGAAAAGGGUGCAGCUAUUGUUCAUAUAUCAGUUGAUAAAACGUCAAAUGAGGGAUGUGUUUAUGUAAAAUGCGCAAACCACCACUCUUCUGGGGCUGCUUUUCGUGCAAUUCAUGGUUGUUGGUUUGAUGGUCGUUUGGUAACUGUGAAGUUCCUCACACUAAAACGAUACCAUCAACGAUUUCCCUCUGCAAUACAUGCUGAAGAACAUUUGAAACCCAGUGGAACAUCGACCAGCACCAUACCGAGAUUUAAGUCCGCCCCUGUCAAUGAGUCUGACUCGGAUUCUGACUCCUGAAUCAACGUUCUGUAUUUUGUAUGGGCUGUUGUUCUUGGAAUACAGAGGACACAUCUGUUUCACAAGGGACAGAAUCUUAUCAUUUUACUACGGGAGAAGACUGUGUUUAAAAGAGAUAUUUACAUAAAAUUGUUUAAAUUUCGUAAAUAUAUAUUCUGUUAUCAGAUUCUUGCUAAGAGAUUGUGUAUUAUUUGUACAUUCUAAUCUGCCCUUUUUAACACAAUGUAAUUUGAUGGGAAAAUCGUAGCAACCCAUACCUUGUGAAAAUAGGCAAAUAGAAAGACAGUUAUUGUUUUGAUUACUUCAUUAUCUAUCUACGUGUAAAUUGAGCAUUUAUUUUAUUAAUUAAGGAUUAUAAAAGUUUAUCGGU
Xenia sp. Carnegie-2017 is the source of this 2401-nucleotide messenger RNA. RefSeq names its product inner nuclear membrane protein Man1-like. The transcript is spliced from 14 exons. Gene Ontology annotation, cellular component: nuclear inner membrane. Gene Ontology annotation, biological process: nuclear envelope organization; negative regulation of BMP signaling pathway. Lineage: Eukaryota; Metazoa; Cnidaria; Anthozoa; Malacalcyonacea; Xeniidae. Gene Ontology annotation, molecular function: chromatin DNA binding. Bases 10 to 2031 code for a protein of 673 amino acids. The record is from RefSeq and is a predicted model, not a curated record.